Molecule: messenger RNA, 1012 nt
Organism: Leptopilina boulardi
Lineage: Eukaryota; Metazoa; Arthropoda; Insecta; Hymenoptera; Figitidae
Exons: 4
Coding region: 242-913 (223 amino acids)
Molecular function (GO): nucleic acid binding
Source: RefSeq, a predicted model, not a curated record
UUGAUGCGCCAACUUCACACUACUAAUUAUAAUUAUUUUUUUUUCUGCUAUUAUAUAUUUUUAAAGAACAUUUAAAGAACAAAAUACUCGAUUUUUAAUUCUACCAUCGAAAAAAUAUUCGUUUUAAGAUUUAUUGUGUAAAACAAAAAUAUAUAAGAAUUAAAUAUAAUAUAAUUUUUGCUGUUUUUUUUUGUUGACGCUACAAAAAAAAGAAAAAAAAAAAAACCAAAAAAUUAUAAUAAUGGAAGAGAAUGCAAAGAAUAAUCAAUUGGACGAUGAAAAAUUAAGAACAUUAUAUGUACGUUGGCCAAAAACAAUUAAUGACGAUAAAGAAGUGACAAAUUUAUUUUCAAAUGAUGUUAAAAUUAAAUUACCAAGGCAAAAAUCAAGAUGUUGUCAUAUUAUAUUUUCAACAAUAAAAAAACGUGAAAAAUAUUUAAAAACAAUGAAGGACAAAUUAAAUAUUAAUGGUAAACGUAUUAUUAUAAUGCCAUUAAAGGAGAAAAAUUUGGAUAGACGAAAAAAUAAAAUUACACGACAAGUUGAAACAUUAAAAAAAGUUGUUGUUCCACGUCCACAACAAUCAUCAGUUCAAUCUUUAUUCGUAACGGAUAUUCCAAAAGAAACAAAAGCACAGGAAGUGAAGGAUGCUUUUCCUGAAUGCACAACUCUUGCUUUAUUAAAUGCCCGCGAUGGAAAAAAUAGCAAAUCGGCAAUUAUUAAAAUGUCAAAUAUAAAAUUUGCCACCGCCUAUUUAAAUAAUGAAAAUCCAGCGCCAACAAUUAAUGGUAAUACAGUGAAAAUAUUUCCCUAUAAAAAAAGAUCGAAAUCAUUGAAAAAAAAAUUAAAAACAAUGUUACAAAAAUUGGAUAAUUCAAGUGAAAUUAAAAUUGAUUCCAAUGAUGAUGAAUAGUUAAUUUGUAAGAAAGAAAGAAAAUGUAUUUUUCAAGUAAGUUUUUUUCUUCUUUUUUUUUUAAAUAUAGAAUUACAAACAAAUAAAAGGAAAAUUUUA